This is a messenger RNA of Sclerotinia trifoliorum, 2687 nucleotides long. The record is from the annotation of a GenBank genome assembly. NCBI's taxonomy places the organism in Eukaryota, Fungi, Ascomycota, Leotiomycetes, Helotiales, Sclerotiniaceae.
GCCAGCCGCUAACUUCCUCCCAGCCCCAAGCUACAAACUAUAAACUUUACAUCGGUCACCAUGGGAUGAUAAACAUUUCCAUAUUCUAAAGAGGCCGGAUUAAAAAAUACAACAAUCUUGCUUCAGUAUCAUGGAGCAGGACCCGGAAAUGAAGGCUGGUCCUUUCGACCUGAAUCGACGUGAGCAUAGCAGGAAUAGCUCUGGAAUUCGCCGGUCUGUGAGAAAUGCUGUUGUAGUGACUCUUUUGGUCACCUCUUUAUUAUUGUUUUAUGAUAUGAUAUUUGGUGGAUCUACACGAAAGGACUUUUGGACAUGGACAGAUGGGAGUUAUGGAAGCAACGGACCUGAGCAGGAUGAUAGUUCGAAGGGAAGCCGGUACUUACUGGGAGUCGGGAAAGCAGAUAUCACCGGGUAAAAGUUACAACUGAGGACUAUGAGGCCAUACUAAUACUCAUUAGUCCAGUCGUGGAGAUCAACAUGAUGGGGUAUGCAGAUCCCAAGCAAUUAGGAUCCGGAUUACGGCAACGUCUCUAUUCUCGAGCGUUCAUCGUAGGCGAUAUCAAUCGUCCGGAGGAUCGUUUCGUCUAUCUCGUUUUGGAUACACAAUCCGGCGAUACUGCCGUUAGGUAUGGGAUACUGGAAGGUCUGGCAAAAUUCGGUAGCGACUAUGCGGUGUAUGGCCAACAGAAUGUAGCUGUGACAGGCACGCAUUCUCAUUCGGGUCCUGGGGCGUGGCUAAACUAUCUAUUGCCUCAGAUUACUAGCAAAGGGUUCAGUAAACAAAGUUAUCAGGCUAUAGUAGAUGGUGCUGUUUUGUCUAUUCAAAGAGCUCAUACUAGUCUUCAACCUGGAUACCUUAAUAUCGGUACGACGAAAGUCUUUGGGGCCAAUAUCAAUCGGAGUUUAUACGCCUAUUUGGCGAAUCCGGAGAAUGAACGAGCUAGGUACAAUACUAGUACCGAGGACGACGGAUCUGUCGAGAAAGACCUUACUCUGUUGAAAUUCUCACGAGCUUCGGAUGGGAAAAAUAUUGGGGUUUUAACAUGGUUCCCCACACAUGGAACUUCGAUGCUAGGGAACAAUACUCUGAUUUCGGGAGACAACAAAGGUGUCGCUGCAGAUCUUUUCGAGAAAAGUGUAAGUCGGGAAGCAAGUGCAGCUGGAAGUUUUGUGGCCGGAUUUUCACAAGCUAAUGUUGGCGACACAAGCCCGAAUGUUCUUGGUGCUUGGUGUGAAGAUGGAUCUGGGCAGCAAUGCAGCUUCGAAAACAGCACCUGUAGUGAUGGUAGGAGCCAGUAUUGCCAUGCCCGUGGGCCGUUCUUCCGCAUAAAAGAUAAUGGAGCAUCAUCUUGUCACGAAGUUGGCAGGAGGCAGUUCCAGGCUGCCAAAGAAUUGUAUGACGAGACGGAUACAAAGCUGACUCCUAUUUCCGGAUCAUCGGUGAAAUCAUUUCAUACAUUUCAAGACAUGUCCAACUUUUCCUUUCCAUUGGCAAACGGGAGCUACGUUCAUACGUGUCCGGCUGCUUUAGGUUAUUCCUUCGCGGCCGGAACCUCAGAUGGACCAGGUGCGUUUGACUUUACUCAAAAUGACCCGAAUGCACCAAAUGCUUCGCCCGUAUGGCGAGUCGUCUCCGGUUUUCUCAAGGCACCAAGCGAGCAGCAGCAGCGUUGCCAUUACCCCAAGCCCAUUUUACUUGAUGUUGGCGAGAUCACGACGCCUUAUUUGUGGACACCUAAUGUCGUUGACGUGCAAGUGCUUCGGGUUGGACAAUUACUUAUAAUUGUCAGUCCUGGCGAGGCAACCACAAUGUCCGGUCGUCGCUGGAAAGAAGCUAUUCACGACUCCGCUACAUCGACCAUACUUUCCGACUCUUCCUCCCCAGAUCCCGUAGUUCUCAUCGCUGGUCCAGCAAAUAGCUAUACACAUUACAUCGCCACACCUGAGGAAUAUGGCAUCCAGCGCUAUGAAGGCGCCUCCACUCUCUACGGUCCCUAUACUCUUAACGCCUACAUUAACCUCACCCUCACCAAUCUUCUGUACCUAAGUCCAACCUCAAACUCACAGCCUCCUCCAGGCCCUCUUCCUCCAAACAAUGUCAACAACUCCCUGUCCUUCAUAACUGGCGUCGUCUACGACGGCCACCCGCUUUUUAGUUCCUACGGCGAUGUAAAAACCGACGUUCUCCACACAUAUCCCCUUUCCUCCUCCCCAAUCAUAACCGCCACUUUUAUCGGUGCCAACCCACGCAAUAAUCUACAUCUCGAAUCCACAUAUGCAGCCAUUGAGAUGCAGAUCCCAGGCACGGAUCAAUGGCAGCGGGUACGCGAUGAUAGUGAUUGGAGUUUGAUUUUUGAGUGGAAGAAAAUUAGCGAGAUAUUGGGGACUAGUGAGGUUACCAUUACGUGGGAGGUGGAGGGGUGGGCGCAAGAUGGAAGAUAUAGGAUAAGAUAUUUUGGGGAUUCAAGGGCGGUGGAUGGGACAAUUACGCCAUUUGACGGAGUUAGUGGGGAGUUUGAACUUGUGAGAUAAUGCUUUCAUAGUCUUUUUCGGUGUAUUACAAGUUGGGAAUGUUAUGGUUGUUGGUUACGGAUUCGGGCAGCGGCACAUCACUGGAAGUAGGAUAACGAUUAGGACUAAACAGUAUCACAACGGUUGGACGAUCGGUUUCAAUGGACGAAUUUAUU